AUGUUUGGAAUCUUUACCUCUUUUGCUUUACAAAAUCAAGAAAACACAGGAAGUGUCAUUUGUAUAUUAUGUACUUUGAAUGGCCUUGCUAUUAUUGAAAUGAGUUUUUUGAGAGAUUGGAAUUGUAGAAAACACGAAACUAUUGAAAACAAUUACAAUGAAUAUUCUCUAGCCGAACGAUUUCAGAUUGUUGAAAAUAUUAAAGCAUUGACGGUAUGAACAUGAUUCAUGUGCUAUAAUCAAAAUUCAUUUUUCAGAUGUUGAAAAACUUGAUUUUAUACAUGGGAGCAAUGAAUUGUUUUUUAUUGCUCAGUUUAUACCUCAAAAGUAUUAGCUGUUCUGUGGAGUAUGAUUUACUUGCAACACUUAUACUUGAAGCUUGUAUAUUUCUCUAUGCUUUUUCAUUUCCACAUGUUACCGCUAAAAAUUGUCCACGUUGGGAAAGAUUGCUUUAUCGGUAUUUGAAAAGAAUCAGAAAAGUCACAUUUUUGAAAGAUACUUUUGGGCGGAAAAUGAAUAAUCAAGCAAGUAAUAUUGAUGUGUAUUUUAAUGGUUUGAAAGUUGCGUGGAAUUGA
Messenger RNA from Caenorhabditis angaria, 575 nucleotides. Lineage: Eukaryota; Metazoa; Nematoda; Chromadorea; Rhabditida; Rhabditidae. The record is from the annotation of a GenBank genome assembly.